UUGGACUGGAUACGGGUCCAAUGACCAAAUGGCAGCCGUUCCGACAACAACCCGACCCGAGCCGAUAGGACUGACAGCUCACGGCGGGACAGCCUGCUGCCAGACCCCGCUUUUUCCCUUUCUCGCUCGUCUUCAACCUCCGUCCAACUCGAUUCCGUUGGCACCCCAACUUCUUCCCUCCGGCCGGCCGUUCCUGUGAUUUUCUUGGGCUGCCGACGGCCGCGACGACCAUCACCUCCUCUCUUUCUCUCUCUUUCUCUGUCUCUCUCUCUCUCCAUAAGAACUGGGGAUUAGGAUUCAACAAAAUCGUAUAGAGGUUAGAGAGGGGUAGGAGGGGAGAUGGGGAAUAUAUUCACGAAGAAGCCUAAGAUCACGGAAGUCGACCGCGCGAUUCUCUCCCUCAAAACGCAGCGUCGAAAACUCGCGCAGUACCAGCAGCAGCUUGAGACAGUGAUUGAGGCUGAAAAACAAGCUGCAAAGGAUCUGAUUAGGGAAAAGAGGAAAGACAGGGCCUUGCUGGCCUUGAAGAAGAAGAAAGCUCAGGAAGAGCUCCUUAAACAAGUUGAUACAUGGCUAAUUAAUGUUGAGCAACAAUUGGCAGAUAUUGAACUAGCAAGUAAGCAAAAGGCUGUAUUUGAAAGUUUGAAGACAGGAAACAAUGCCAUCAAAGCUAUACAAAGUGAGAUCAAGUUGGAAGAUGUUCAGAAAUUGAUGGAUGAUACAGCUGAGGCAAAGGCCUAUCAAGAUGAAAUAAAUGCUGCAUUAGGGGAGCAGCUCUCAGCUGAAGAUGAGGAAGCCGUUUUGGCAGAAUUCGAGAACUUGGAAACUGAGCUCACACUACAAUCAUUGCCGACAAUUCCUGCUUCAUCAGUGCCAGCUGAAGAGGGUGCUAAACUGUUUGUUGAAAAGCAGCCUGAAGCAGAAUCUCAGGCAGAGGAAAAAGAAGAUGAGACUCUCGACCUUCCUGAUGUACCCACGAAAGUUCCUGUGGCCGCUAAAGAUAGUGCUGCCAAAAGAACUGACGUUUUGGAGGAGCCUCUACCUGCCUGAUCAAUGAAUUGUGAUAAGGAACAAUUUGGACUAUAGCCGCUUGCUCCAUGCUUCGAUCUCAACAGGCUUGUAAAUUGUAUGGAUCCUGCUUUGUUGCUUUUAUCAUUCCAUUCAGGCAUCUACGUGUGCUUACUGAAACUUAAAAACUAAAUUCAGAUCUGUAAAAGGUGUAGCGAAACAUUGCUUUUUUAUGUCAUAUAUGUUUGUAUUAUUUUUGGACUUUCUUCCACCCUUACAUGUUCUUUUAUAGGAUUAUAUCUGCCUAUGUUAAAGUUGAUUAUUUUCACAGUUACACUGGUUACUGCUAUGUUUUUGUAUUAGCGGUGCUAUUCUCAUUACAGUGAUGUGCUCGGUGAUGGCAAGCAGAGGAAUAAAUGCGAUUUAAGUGUAA
Messenger RNA from Ananas comosus (pineapple), 1441 nucleotides. RefSeq names its product vacuolar protein sorting-associated protein 20 homolog 2-like. Gene Ontology annotation, cellular component: ESCRT III complex; multivesicular body. The record is from RefSeq and is a predicted model, not a curated record. The transcript has 6 exons. Gene Ontology annotation, biological process: vesicle budding from membrane; late endosome to vacuole transport via multivesicular body sorting pathway. Bases 340 to 1050 code for a protein of 236 amino acids. NCBI's taxonomy places the organism in Eukaryota, Viridiplantae, Streptophyta, Magnoliopsida, Poales, Bromeliaceae.